CAAAAGUUUUAAGAAUGUUCGGAGUAGCAACAAUUUUUCAUGUCGAAUGAUUUGGAUUGCAUGCUUAGUAGGGAUGCAAAAUUCAUACAUUCCUGCCUUGAAAAAAUCUACCAAAGUUAUUUACUAAAUCACAUUGUCUAGAAUACGGGAUGCGUUCCAUCAUCACAUUGUUUGUCACACAGGGGUGCGGCAUCAAUCCCUUUGCUUAGCAUGUGAAAAAAAUGGAGGAUAAACAGCACCAGCAUCAAGCAAGAGCGCGAGAGUUAAAAGCGUGAGAAAAAAUAGAAAGAAAGAAAAAAUCGUUAGAAAAACGGAGGAGUUGCAUGGAGAAAAUCAUCCGGUAACUUCCAGUUUCCGCCGAAUAGGCGACUUAACUCAAUCAUAGGAUGGCUUCAAUUGGAAGGACACCAGAAAGUGCUGCUAGCCAGUAUUUAUCCCGUGAAAUAACGUGUCGGAACAUUCGAUAGCCAUGGUUGUGACCAUCCUAUUUAGUUGUGUACUUAAGUGAGCACGCCUAGUGGGGAGGAAUAUAUUCGUUAAGUUUGCAAGAAACUUCCAGGAUAAAGUUAUUCUACUAUUGGUGAUUGACACGGUGAUUUAAGCUCUGUGGUAGUAUAUCUUGCGGUCAACUUAAAGUCAACGUUAAGUCUAUUAAUUUACAUUGCUACGUAUAGUGCAGAAAUAUUUGUAAAUCAACUGAACUGAUGGCAUCCAGCCCACGAGCAGGAGGCGCAGCUCAGCGCCCAAACGGUGCAACACAGAACAAAAUUUGUCAGUUUAAGCUCGUGCUGCUCGGUGAGUCUGCAGUCGGCAAGUCGUCACUAGUGCUACGCUUUGUAAAAGGGCAGUUCCACGAGUACCAGGAGAGUACUAUAGGUGCUGCUUUUCUUACACAAACCCUUUGCAUCGAUGAUACAACAGUAAAGUUCGAAAUUUGGGAUACUGCUGGACAGGAACGAUACCAUAGCCUAGCGCCAAUGUAUUAUCGUGGUGCGCAAGCAGCGAUUGUGGUGUAUGAUAUUCAAAACAGUGAUAGCUUUGCGAGGGCUAAAACGUGGGUAAAGGAACUACAAAGACAGGCAUCACCAAAUAUUGUGAUUGCAUUAGCCGGCAAUAAGGCAGAUUUGGCAAAUAGUCGUGUUGUAGACUAUGAGGAAGCCAAGCAAUACGCCGAUGACAAUGGGCUACUAUUUAUGGAGACGUCGGCUAAGACAGCCGUAAAUGUCAAUGAUAUCUUUCUUGCAAUAGCUAAAAAGUUACCCAAAAAUGAAGGUGCCGGACCACAGCAAAAUAUUAGACCUACGCAAAACGAAACUAACCGGCAGAAUAGUGGCUGCUGCGCUGUAAGCAAGUGAUGUUAUUUAGCAGCUAAUGGACUGUUGCAUAUGCAAUGUGCAAGCUGCUGCUGCUUGAAAAAUUGUAUAAUCGUAAUUAUCGUUACACUGGAACUAGAGAAGAGAUUGAACGGGGAGCGGGGUGGUAUGAUAAAUUUAAUCACGUCAUAAUGUUAGGAACAGAGAUGGGAUCGAUUCCGAAACAUUGUUAUGGCAUACCAGAAACAUAAAAGCAUUAUAAUUAAAGAAAUGAAACAAUUCCCAACAAAAUAAAUGUAAUAACAAAAAAACGAAAGAAGAAACAGAAGAAAAUAGAGAAAAAAGUAACAGUGAAGCAGAAAAUUGUGACAUGAUUCAAAAGAUGCAAUUAGAAGCAAAUUCAUAAGAGCAUCCUACAGGUAGACGAAAUUAAGGGAAUUGGUUGCACUCAUCGUUUUAGUUAAAUUGGAAUAUAUAAUGCAGAUGUUUUUUGUGUUUAUGUUAGAAAUGAUAAAAUAAUAUUACUAUAAAUAUCUUUUCGAUACUACUAGCAGCAAUGGCGAGCCGUUUGUCACCUGUCAUCAUCAGCAUAUUAGCAAAUCGGUACUCAUGCAAACACGCGAUUUCAAAAUGCAAUCCAAUCAAUUAUAGACAUGCAACAUAUGCACUCAUGUAUACGCGUAACAUGCGGGAAGAUUCUUAAUAGCCGUAUAAAAUUAAUUGAAUGCAAAAUAUGUUUUUGUGCCAUGUGUUGUUUGGCAUACGAUAGAUUAAUUUAAAAUCACGUUCAUCUUUUUUUUUUGGUUCGAUUGGAAAAGUUCUAUAACAAAAAAGGAGUCGUUUCAUAAUAUGUAAUUUGUUGAGGAAUUUACUGUUUAUCUGACCUUAUGUGAGUAAUUGAAUGUUUUUUUUUGUUUUCCUGUAUGCGUAUAUGUACGUUUGCUCCAGGUGACCAGACGGUAUGAUAGAAUGUGUACUGUAUUCAUUUAUGUGAGUAGGUUUUUGUUUUAUGUUGUUUGUUCAGCCAAUUACGAUUUUGUUUUAUGGCGCGGCGCGUAUUAUUUCGUCGGAUUGAAAGAUAUAAUGAAUUUCAAUUUGCAACCUUCGUGUUGUCGUCUUCGUGGAGUACAAUACAGUAUAAAUGAGCGAGAUUGUAGCAUCAGAGAUUGGUGAAUCAAAAGCAUUGAAAUAGAACCAAUUUUAUUCCAGAAAGACACCUGGGCAUAGAACCUAUGUCGCGCGUUAUCAGAGUGCACUAUGGUCACGCAUUCAGCGAGUCAUUGCAUACACAAAAUAAAAAUCGAAACUCAAUAUCGUACUACGCUGGUAAGUGUGUCAGGCGAAUAUUAGAUAUAAUUAGUCUAAAAAGAGAAAUUACCAGUCACAGGCACUACAAAAUGAUUGGAAAUACUGUUUACGUGCAAUAGUAUUACCACACACAAUAUAUAAAAACAUAGUUAUGUCGAUACAGAUUGUAAAAUGUAGGACAAAAUAAAUUGAAAUGCAAAAAUUUUGUUUUGUAAUAAGGAGCAUAUUUUUGGCAAAAAAUAUAAAUUGAUACAGACAACACAUUGUGAUUUAUAGCAAAAGAGUGACAAAUCCCAUUGCGUAAAAUUUCGAAAAAGUGGUGGAAAAUACGUGCUAUUAUUGGUUUUUUAAAACUUUGAUUAAAAAUUUUCUCGUCUGAAAAGGAUGUACAUAGGGUACAUUUGAUUGCUUAAAAAUACUGAUAUAAAAAAGGAUUUUUUUGUAUGUAAAGUCACAUCCGAAGGAAAAAAUAGGUUCUACCUAAUGUUUUCAAAUCUUGUUUUAUCUUUUAGCAGUCAAAUCUGUACUGCUUUAACAGGAUCACUAAAAUCAUAUGUUUGAUAUAUUAUGUUUCUGUGUGCAAAUAUAAAAAUGGAGGCAUUUGUAAAAUAUGGAUUAUAGUCAUCAAUAUAUGGGUUCGGCUCUACGGUGCUAGUAGUAUUUAUUAAAAAUAUUCACAUUCUUAUAAACACAAAAAACAUAAUCCCUGCAUCUUCAACAGAUAGCAAUAAGAAAAAAGCGUUUUAUUACCAAUGCCUAAGAAUUUUUAGCGGCACCUCAGUUUCAUUGCAAUAAGAUACAGUACGCAAAAAAUAUUAAUUUUUAUUAAGUCCAGCUCCUUAAAGCAAACAGAU
Anopheles nili is the source of this 3475-nucleotide messenger RNA. It is a transcript of the gene Rab5, whose product is annotated as ras-related protein Rab-5B. Gene Ontology annotation, molecular function: GTP binding; GTPase activity. NCBI's taxonomy places the organism in Eukaryota, Metazoa, Arthropoda, Insecta, Diptera, Culicidae. The record is from RefSeq and is a predicted model, not a curated record. The coding region runs from base 705 to 1355 and encodes 216 amino acids. The transcript has 6 exons.